AUGCUUUACGACCCGCUUGACGAAAUGAAAGCUUAUCUUUCAUUGAUUGUUUAUGUUGCAGAUAAACCAAGAAAUUUGUGCCGAUCCUGCAAAUUAUCUAUUCAAGCUGGAGAAAUCGAGGUCUAUGAUAUGGAAGCUGGAAGAAUCGGCUACUUUCACUUAAACUGCUUUAAGCCGAUUAACGUGACCAGAAUGGAGCCUGACCAUUAUAGACUUCAACUAACAGAUCCUUUACACAUUGAAACCUUUCAAACAUGGCUAUCAAAUUGAAAUAAAAAUUUCCCGAUUCCCUCUACACCUGCGAAGUUGUUUGAAAAGCCAAACACAAAAGCUUCACAAAUACAACCCAGAAUCCUCAAAGAGAUUUUCAAGUUUUUAUCUCCUAAAGAACUCAUUCUUGUAUCACAAGUAUGCAAAGAAUGAUACGAAAUUUCCUUAAAUGGAGAAGUGUGAUGUUUCUUGGUAAAUCGCGACUUUCCAAAAGCCGUUUUUUGCGACUCGUGGAUAAAUUCAUAUUUUUAUAAUUAUAAUAACGCAUGCGUGGAAUGUGGGGAAAUAAAAGAAAAUGGGAAACACUGCCCAAUUUUGGAUAGGAUGAUAUGUAAAGAAUGCCGAGCUUUCAAAAACAGAUUUUCUGACAAAUAUGGAUUAAUCCCAUUAAAAGCUAUAAAGAAGCUAUAUAACUUGAACGAUAACUGGAUCAACAAAAGGAAACUAAAGUAUUUCAAGACUUCAAGAAACCAAAAAGUGACAUAUAACUUUUUAUUGUGGGAAAAAAUCAAUGAAACAAGAUAUAUUAUGAAAGGGAAAAUCUUGGAAAAUUUGAAAAGGAAUUGUAAAGAUGAACAGUUAAUCGGGUAUAUUAAAAAUAUCGAUCUGAUGAAUUUAUAUAGACAAGAUUUUGUUGGAGAAGAUAUACAUAAAAAUUUGGCAAUAGACCACCCGAUAUCCUGACAUUUUUUCUUCAACACCAGCAGGGGCUAGUGUGAAGAGGAAGGGCAGAAAGAGGUUGAGAGUCCUUUGUGUAUAUCGGAUUAGGUUUUUCUCGGCCCUAAGGAGAUAUAGAGGUUGCCCGAUGAUGGCGCUCAAUGCGCCAUCAUCGGGCAACGCCGAAAAGGGCUCCACACGGGAAAUGGGUUCCACGUGUGGAGCCCUUUUUGACACGUGGAGAAUCCUCACUUCCACGCGCCAAAAAGGGCUCCACACGUGAAACCCAUUUUCCCGUGUGAAGCCCUUUCUGGUGUUGCCCGAUGAUGGCGCAUUGAGCGCCAUCAUCGGGCAACCACUAUAGUCCUGGGACUCUGAGUUUUUGCCUUUGAGACCAUCAUUGGAAAGGUAGGGCCAGCAGAAGUCCCGAGAGGGCGAUAAAUCCCUCGAACAGGGCUCAAGAUGUGAUAUCUUCUAACGAGAAACUGGUAGUUUUAAUCCAGGUGAUGAGCCUAUAGGCUUCAGAAAUCAUGGAAAUCCAGAUCGGUCGUUCGAAUCCCUGAAGGUUGUCUGCCGGGAUCUCUCAGGGAGGAUGAGCAUGCAGUGGUAGAAAUCCCCAAGAGCGAACUGCUUAUUAAUCUUAAUUUUAAAGUUGGAGAAGAUCUCCCUGUCAAAAGAGCAACAGCAGAAAGUACAGUUAAAUUUUUAAUAGAAGCUCAAGAUGGAAGAAAUUACUUCAGCAAAUAUUAUGAAAGCAUUGGGAUGAAAAAAGCAAAGAAGUGUUAG
Blepharisma stoltei is the source of this 1713-nucleotide messenger RNA. Lineage: Eukaryota; Ciliophora; Heterotrichea; Heterotrichida; Blepharismidae. The record is from the annotation of a GenBank genome assembly.